CAGAGCAACGCAGCUCCAUCUCUAAGUCAGGAGCAGCCCUUGUCCGAACACAGGGCAAGCUGAGGGGAAGGCACCAAGAGGACUGAGAGGAUGGGGAACUCUCUGCUGAGGGAAAACAGGUGGCAGCAGAACACUCAAGAGACACCCUGGAAUGUGAGAAAUCAGAGCCUCAAACAGAGAACACCCAGAUGCUGGGACUGCCACAUCGCUGAUGGGUGUUUCUGCCUUCCGUGGAAAAAAAUGCACAUUUUUAAAGCAAGACAAGAUUCCCCACAGCAAAAUGAAGAAACACCAUCUGCUCCCAUCCAGGAGAAUGUUGACCAGGGCUCCUCCGAGGAUCUGUGCUACACCCUUAUCAAUCACAGCGUCCACGGGAAAAAGCCACCGGGGAACUCUGCUGAGGAGUACUAUGAGAACGUUUCCCUCAAGGCUGAGAGGCCCAGAGAGUCUCCAGGAGGAACUGAGACUGAGUAUUCACUUAUUCGUGUGCCUUCUGCCCCUAGGUAUCCAGCCUCCCCAGAAGAUGAAUAUGAACUUCUCAUGCCCAGUAGAAUUUUCUCUCACUCCCUGAAAUAGCCACAUCCACCUAUGCCCUGUUCUCAGGCUCAAUUUUCCCAUUUUUAAUGAAGUGAUUGAACCAGCACUUAAUACCAGCAAGUAAAAGCCGGGGGUGGGGAGCUCUGGUUGAAGCAGGCGUGGGGCACAAAGCACUCUGAGCUUAUCUCCCCCGCAGCACACACACAACGGCCCUUUCUUUAGGGGUCUCUGCAGAAUGUGGUUUGCAAGCCUCAGGGCCUCUUAGAUCCUCCUCAGUGUCCAACAUCCAAAGGUCAACCAGCUGUCUCAAACUCUCUUGGAGAAGGAAGUGACUAUCUCUGAUUCUGAGUGGCUUUGGAAAUGGGCCAUUCUACUCAGUGGUGGGAAGGACUCCCUGAUCCCCUGCUCCUCUGUUAAGGUUCUUCUUAUAAAAUGCCCACAUGACUGUCCUCUGAAGUCACAGGGAAGCUUACAUCAUAUUCAGUGCACCCAAAGGGGAGUCCUUGUUCCACACAUGUGUGGAGACCCAGCUUCUCACUCGUAGGCUUCCGGGUGGGCACCCGUGGCGUUGCUCUCACUCCACACCACUAAGCAGUGUCCUUCACAGGGCAUCCUUUGACUCAUUGGCUCUGGUGGCUCGGUUGGUUACAUGGGUCGAAUUAGUAAGUUCCAGGCCAGGUUUUUAUGUAUUUUUUAUAUAUUUUUAAUCCAUAUUUUUCAACUUUGUAUUUCUCCCUAGAAAUCUUAGGAAAAUCAUAGCAUCAGAGAAGGAUAGAAUAGAAAGAUCAUUGGAAAUCCU
Messenger RNA from Hippopotamus amphibius kiboko, 1336 nucleotides. It is a transcript of the gene GCSAM, whose product is annotated as germinal center associated signaling and motility. The record is from RefSeq and is a predicted model, not a curated record. The coding region runs from base 91 to 576 and encodes 161 amino acids. Gene Ontology annotation, biological process: negative regulation of lymphocyte migration; regulation of B cell receptor signaling pathway. NCBI's taxonomy places the organism in Eukaryota, Metazoa, Chordata, Mammalia, Artiodactyla, Hippopotamidae. The transcript is spliced from 6 exons.